AUGACACUCAAAACUGCAACCUUGCUGCUACUGGUAAAUGUCGGCAUAGCGGCUGCUUUUCAACCAUUGUUGAUAUCUUCUAGAUCGCGUCCACAGGUUUCGUCGAGGAAGCAUACUCCUCUUUUCGCGACCAAAGAAGAUGUCGCCAAUAAAUUCGACAUUACAUCGAAAUACCUUUCCUCUGCGCUUUUUUCCAAAACAGCAUCGUCGCUGGCGUUAUCGUUGGCAAUUACCGCUUCGGCUAUUUUACCAGCGUACGCCGUGGACGCGCAGAUUUUUACCAACGAUUACGCCGACCCGUUUCAUCCACUCUGUCAACGUCACGUGGAAGUCUUCAAAGACGGCAAAAGCUUUCAUUAUUCCGGCACAGCUGUCGGUCCUAAGGGCGAUACUGUUCUACGGGGCUGUAGUGCGCAAGAGAUUAAAGACUUUGGUCUCCGCAAAGGCGCUUUUGACGGAAUUAUUCUCUCUGACAAUCGCAUCAGUGCCGGCGAUGAUAUCCACGAAGGUGUUUGGGAGCCAGCCAACAGUGCAUCAACAACUUUGGGCUACGAAGAUGUCGACGGAAUUCGGUGGAAUGACGGGAACAAGUGGAUUGUAAAGUCUCAAUCGAUUGCCAAAGUCAAGGGUGACAAAUACGUUGUGGAAAGCAAGAGUGGUGCCACUCGUGUCGGCGAGGUAAUUUUCCUCGCCUACAUUGGCUUUAGCACGUUGGCGGGAGCCAAGGGUGUAUAUGAUGGCAUCCAACGUAAACGACAACAACAAGAGGCGUAA
Messenger RNA from Phaeodactylum tricornutum CCAP 1055/1, 774 nucleotides. RefSeq lists its product with no specific name. NCBI's taxonomy places the organism in Eukaryota, Bacillariophyta, Bacillariophyceae, Surirellales, Neidiaceae. The record is from RefSeq and is a predicted model, not a curated record. Bases 1 to 774 code for a protein of 257 amino acids. The transcript has a single exon.